Molecule: messenger RNA, 1421 nt
Organism: Magnolia sinica
Lineage: Eukaryota; Viridiplantae; Streptophyta; Magnoliopsida; Magnoliales; Magnoliaceae
Exons: 1
Coding region: 134-931 (265 amino acids)
Source: RefSeq, a predicted model, not a curated record
UGAAAAAGGAGUCGUAAAGCAUUGAUAAUCAAAACGGUCAAAAAUCUCUACAGGAUAAAUGAAUGAAGUAGCCGUUGGAGCCUAAUCAAGUGCCAACUCUCUCUCCCUCUCUCUCUCUGCUCGUCUUUCUGCCAUGGCUGAUUUCUCAUCUCUCUCUUCUCCAGAAAGCGACGAUUCUGCUAUUGAAAACAUAAUAUCCCAAGCCAUAGAUCUCUCUGUUCUUGAACAGAUUGCAGCUCUCAAUUCCCCCCAUUCCUCAGAUACUGCUCUUCCUACUCACCUUGAAACCAGAUUCCACAGGCUCAAAUCAUUUCCGGCAUCUGUUCCCAAUCUCAAAACCCAUCCUCCCUCUCUCAGUCCAGAGAAAUCCAAGAUACCCAAAUGCCAAAAUCAACCAACAAAAUCCCCCACUUCGUCUCCCCACAAAGACACUUCGUCUCCCCACAAAGACACUGAACUUCCUUCUCCGAAAAGCGAAUUAGAUAGCUUGGAUCGAUGUGGAAGCAGCCCUUUUCCAUCUAUUCCUGUGAAAUCCGAAGAUGUAAAGGGUCUAAAUCCAAAAUCAGGAACUGGGUCUACUUUUUCACCUUCGAUUUCAUCCUGUUCGUCUGCUGAACCUUCUUCCCCGCCUCGACUGACCUGCUGCUUUUGGCGUUCUCCCAAAAAGGUCCACAAAAAGAAGAGCAAGGAAGAUGGAAUGGCGGGUUUUGAUCUUGAUGAUGGAUUUUGGGGAAAGGAUGAUGAGAUGUUAUCAGAUUUGAGUGCAUUCUCGCUGAAAGAGCAGCGGCGGAGACUGAGGAAAGCGUGGAAGGAGGAGGAGAAGGUCAAUCGGGAGGCUGAGAAGGUGGUGAAGUGGGCGAAGCAGGUCUCUGCUAGGAUGGAUGCUUCCAUGCUCGACAGUCCGACAAGCGAUGAAGAAAAGUUCAAGUGAAGAAUGUCUUCUUAAUCUCAGCAAAGAAGGUUGCUGGGGUUCAACUCUGCUCUACUCUGUCACUCUCAGUCUUGCAUUAAUAUCAUCGGGGAAAAAACUCCUGUUUGCAUCAAUCAUCCUUGGACAUGGCAUACGAGUGCUUAAAUCCAGACCUUCCUUUGAUGGGCAACCAUUGGGUGGUUAGGAUUGCCCAAUCAGUGACUCUUGGGAUAUGGUAAAUUCACAAUGGGGCCCGUGAUUUGUGCGGUAUGUAUUUACAUGCAUGUAUCCAACUAGGGUGGUUGAUUUGCUGAAAUUUAAGAAACGGUAAGUAUAGUAAAAUCCAUAUACAAUACUGUAUGUCAGCUUACAGAAAAAAAAGAAUGUAUUAUUAUGUAAGUAUAUUUUGGCUUAUGGAGGCCAGAUCCAAUAUAAAGCUUAUGGGUUAGUCUUAAGAUUUAAAUCCCAAAACAGCUCUUCAAUAAAGGAUAAAUGGUUCAAUUAUUACCUA